This is a messenger RNA of Sphaerodactylus townsendi, 2527 nucleotides long. RefSeq names its product catalase (gene CAT). The coding region runs from base 209 to 1795 and encodes 528 amino acids. Gene Ontology annotation, cellular component: mitochondrion; cytoplasm; peroxisome. The record is from RefSeq and is a predicted model, not a curated record. NCBI's taxonomy places the organism in Eukaryota, Metazoa, Chordata, Lepidosauria, Squamata, Sphaerodactylidae. The transcript is spliced from 13 exons. Gene Ontology annotation, biological process: response to hydrogen peroxide; hydrogen peroxide catabolic process. Gene Ontology annotation, molecular function: catalase activity; heme binding.
ACUUAAUAAUUAGCGAGGGAAGCCAUUGGCCCGCGAAGAAGGGGUGGGUCCACUAGCGGGGCUGGCUCCUUAUUCUCCUCGCCUGCCGAAGUCCAGCGGAGCGGUUGGUGAAGUUUGUGAUCGGCGGGUCCGUCGCGCUCUCGAUUCUUGGCGUCCUUCUUGUCGAGAGCCGUGUGCAAAAGCCUCGAGCGUUUUGGGGUCUCACAAAAUGGCUGAUCCUCAGGACAGCGCUAGUCAGCAGCUGAAGCGGUGGAGAGAACUACGCGGCUCGCAGAAAGCAGAUGCCUUGACCACAGGAGCAGGAAUUCCAGUGGGAGACAAGUUGAACCUCAUGACUGUGGGUCCACGAGGCCCUCUCUUGGUUCAGGAUGUCGUUUUCACUGAUGAGAUGGCACACUUUGAUCGAGAGAGGAUUCCUGAGAGAGUUGUACAUGCCAAGGGAGGAGGAGCUUUUGGUUAUUUUGAAGUGACUCAUGAUAUCACAAAAUAUUGCAAAGCAAAGAUAUUUGAGCACAUUGGGAAAAGGACUCCACUUGCUAUCCGAUUUUCCACAGUUGCUGGAGAAUCAGGCUCAGCCGAUACGAUUCGUGACCCUCGAGGUUUUGCAAUGAAAUUUUAUACAGAAGAGGGCAAUUGGGAUCUUGUUGGAAACAACACUCCCAUCUUCUUUAUCCGGGAUGCAAUGCUGUUUCCAUCCUUCAUCCACACCCAAAAGAGGAAUCCACAGACUCAUCUGAAAGAUCCAGACAUGGUAUGGGAUUUCUGGAGUCUCCGCCCUGAGUCUCUACACCAGGUGUCAUUCCUGUUCAGUGAUCGUGGCAUUCCAGAUGGAUUUCGCCAUAUGAAUGGCUAUGGAUCUCACACUUUUAAGCUUAUAAAUGCCAGUGGCAAAGCAGUAUACUGCAAAUUUCAUGUUAAGACUGAUCAAGGAAUCAAAAACCUUUCUGUCGAAGAAGCAGGAAGAUUGGCUUCAGAAGAUCCUGACUAUGCUUUGCGUGAUCUCUAUAAUGCUAUUGCUGAUGGAAACUAUCCAACAUGGAGUUUCUACAUCCAGGUUAUGACAUUUGAACAAGCUGAGCGAUUUCCAUUUAAUCCUUUUGAUGUAACUAAGGUUUGGUCUCAUAAAGACUAUCCUCUCAUCCCUGUGGGAAAAGUGACCUUAAACCGGAACUCUGUCAAUUAUUUUGCUGAGGUGGAACAACUGGCUUUUGACCCAAGCAAUAUGCCCCCAGGCAUUGAACCCAGCCCUGAUAAAAUGUUGCAGGGUCGCCUUUUCUCAUAUCCAGAUACUCACAGGCAUCGUCUUGGACCCAACUAUCUUGCAAUUCCAGUAAAUUGUCCCUACCGAGCUCGAGUUGCCAAUUACCAAAGAGAUGGAUUUAUGUGCGUUUCUGACAACCAAGGUGGGGCCCCAAACUACUAUCCAAACAGCUUUACUGGUCCUGAGGAUCAGCCUAACUUAAAGGAAGCACGUACACUUCUUUCAGGAGAUGUGACACGUUUCAAUAGUGCAAAUGAAGAUAAUGUGUCUCAAGUACGAGACUUUUAUACCAAAGUACUGAAGGAGGAUGAACGCCAGAGGCUUUGUGAGAAUAUUGCUGGCCAUCUUAAGGAUGCUCAAAUAUUCAUCCAGAAGAAAUCUGUGCAAAACUUUACUGAUGUUCAUCCAGACUAUGGUGCACGCAUUCAAGCCCUCUUGGAUAAACACAAUGCUCAAAGUAACAAGAAGGGACACGUUCAUACUUAUACACAAACUUCGUCCCAUGCUAUUGCAAAGGAAAAGGCUAAUUUGUGAACGGCAUCCUCUGUGGAUAGUUGGUCCCAUUCCAACUUACGUCCGUCCAACUGGAAAAUAAGCUGUGGAAGAUAUUAACAAAAGAGGCUAAUAUUCUUGUUUUUCAGAAGUGUGGCUUGGGCUGGGAGCUGCAAUAUAAAAAUAGUCAAAAUUGCAAUGUGAUUAAAAGUCAACAGAAUGAUAACCGUAUGCCUUCCAGCAUUAUCUGUCUAACAGUCUAUUCUGGCAAUAACUUUUAAGUCACGUGACUAAGGUGUAUUCUACAAUAACUUGGCUGCUUUUUGCAUAUUUUUAAUUUUUGCUUUUUUAUUCUUUUAAUUGUUUCUGUUUACUGAAAAGAGAUAAUUCCGAUAUCUUUUACAUAUGGAUACUAGCAUUGUAAUUAAGCAGUUAUCAUUUAUCUAGAAAAAAUUUCAGGAACUAUACAUAUUCAAACAUUCAGUUGCUUUUUGAUAAAUUACUCUGUUAAGGUCAUUUGCCACAUUCAUACAUACAUAAGCCUUUAUUGGCAUAAUCAAAAAGCAAGAUGAAUAUGUUAAGGUCAUUUGCAUAAUGCAUUUGAAACCUGCUUCUGUAGCUUCUCCUCCAAAAAGAAUUACCGUAUAUACAAGCUUAGCUUUCUGUGGUGCUAAAAUUUUAGCUUGCUAAAGCUAAGAUGCAAGAUGGAUUACAUUAAGCAUAUUUGAAACUUCAGAUUUGAAAAUUAAAAAAUAAACUGUAAUAAAAAACUAA